Messenger RNA from Cryptomeria japonica (Japanese cedar), 1869 nucleotides. Its product is annotated as cytochrome P450 734A1. The record is from RefSeq and is a predicted model, not a curated record. Bases 78 to 1634 code for a protein of 518 amino acids. NCBI's taxonomy places the organism in Eukaryota, Viridiplantae, Streptophyta, Pinopsida, Cupressales, Cupressaceae. Gene Ontology annotation, molecular function: iron ion binding; heme binding; monooxygenase activity. The transcript is spliced from 5 exons.
ACAGCCAGUGCCAUAACAGAAGGGAUCCUACACUUGGGAAGCAUAAACAUAGUUACUGCAAAUCUGAAGCCUGGAAUAUGGAGUGGGUAUUUUGUUGUUUGGCGGCUGUUUGUGCUGGUUUAGUUUUGUUUUUGGUCAAGAUUUCAACAACGAUAUGGUGGAAGCCUCUGCAAGUGAAAAAGUCCUUCGAAGCUCAAGGAAUCAGGGGCCCUCCAUACAAGCUAAUCUAUGGGAAUACCACAGAUUUAUCCAGAAUGAUCGAUGAGCAGAAAUCCAAACCCAUGCCACUCUCACAUGACAUACUCCCUCGAGUUCUUCCCCAUGUUCAUCAGUGGACCAAAACCUACGGUGAGGAUUUUAUUUACUGGUUUGGCCCUCGUGCCAGGCUGGUUGUUCCCCACCCUGAGCUUAUUAAAGAGAUAUGUUCCACUAAAAUUGGCAACUAUACAAAGAUUCUGGGAAAUCCGCUUUCAAGGCAACUGGUUGGACAGGGGCUUGUGGGGUUGGCAGGUGAGAAAUGGGCUCAGCACAGGAAGAUCAUCAAUCCUGCUUUCCAUAUGGAUCUCUUGAAGGGUAUGGUUCCAACAAUUGUGAAAACCAGUGCCAGUAUGUUGGAUGAAUGGAGUAAAUUGGUAUUGUCAGGUGCAUCAGAAAUUGAAGUGCAAAAGGAGUUCAACGAUCUCACAGCAGAUAUUAUUACCCGUACAGCAUUUGGAAGCAGUUUUGCAGAGGGAAAACAUAUAUUUGAUAUGCAGACCAAACAGAUGAUUCUUGCAAUUGAAUUAUUUCGCAGUGUUUAUAUUCCAGGUUUCAGGUUUCUGCCUACUACAAAGAAUAGGCAACGAUGGAAUUUGGAGAAAGAAAUAAGAAGAUGCUUAAGACAAGUUAUAGAUGCCAGGGAAAAGACUGUUGAGAUGGGAAAAACUGGUAGUUAUGGUGCCGAUCUGCUUGGUUUAAUGAUGUCUGAAAGCAAGAAGCAGGGGAGAGUCGAUGUCAAAAGUAAUGUAAGCCUGAGUACAGAGGAAAUCAUUGAUGAAUGUAAGACUUUCUACUUUGCCGGUCAUGAAACAACAUCAGUGCUCUUGACAUGGACUAUAAUACUGCUGGGCAUACAUCAAGAUUGGCAAGAGCUAGGUCGCAGAGAGGUGUUGGAAGUAUGUGGGAGAAACAAAUAUCCAGAUGCAGACAGCUUAAGUCGCCUCAAAAUUGUGGGAAUGAUUAUAAAUGAGGUCUUGAGGCUUUAUCCACCUGUAGUAGCUAUAACGCGACAGGCAUGUGAGACAACAGAACUUGGGAGGCUGUCAAUUCCUGCAGGCACUCAAUUUAUGAUUCCGAUCCUUGCAUUGCACCAUGAUCCUGCUUUGUGGGGAAGUGAUGCCAAAGAUUUCAACCCAGGGCGAUUUAGUAAGGGAAUUGCAAAGGCUGCAAAGCAUCCAAUGGCAUUCAUGCCCUUUGGUGCAGGUCCAUAUAUAUGUGUGGGUCAGAAUUUUGCCUUGUUGGAAGCAAAAUUAGUUUUGACCAUGAUUCUGCAAAAAUUUUAUUUUGAGACUUCACCAUCUUAUACUCAUGCCCCUUUGCUUCUAGCUACUAUGAGACCUCAGCAUGGAGCUCAGGUUAUCUUCCGCAUGGACUAAUAUUGGACAACAGGACUGCCUAGAAACUCCUAAUUAGAGAUAAUUCUCAAGUCUCGAUCGUGUAGAUGUUGAAUAUUUUGAAAAUUUAAGUUUACGUAUUGUUAUGAGGUCAUUUUAAUGAUCUAGUAAAUAAAAUGUUUAGAUAGUUCUAGUUUCUCUCGAGAAUUUACAAAGUACAUUCAGAAAAUCUUUAAUGAGUAUUAAUAUUAUUAGAAUUAUGAUUUGAUUUUUAGAA